Molecule: messenger RNA, 291 nt
Organism: Gongylonema pulchrum
Lineage: Eukaryota; Metazoa; Nematoda; Chromadorea; Rhabditida; Gongylonematidae
Source: the annotation of a GenBank genome assembly
AUGACGGCGGAAAUGCGUGAUAUGAUCAACCAGUUGAUGGGCACCAAUCGGGCGCAGGAAGAGGGCCGUCGCAUCGUGCCCUACAAUCAUCAUUCGGUGUGCCGCGCAUUCCUGUUGGAUUCCUGUCCACAUGAGAUAUUAGCCGAUACGCGGCUCGAAUCACUCGUCGCCUGUAGCAAGGUUCAUGAAAGUGCGCAUAAGGCCGACUAUGAGAAUGCACAGAAAAAGAAGGAUCAUUUUUAUGAUUUAGAUGUAUGUGGUUUUCUUCAUUCAUUCCCUCUUUUUGGCUGA